AUUUUGACUGGAAUUCUAUUCUGAUCUGCAUAAUUGUAAUAACAGACCUUUUUUGUUAUCUGUUUUCAUAUCAUGCGAAACUAGAUUAUCGAGUUGACUACAUAUUUGCAAUACAAUACUACUUUUCAUUAUAGCAAGACUUUUAUUCUUAAAUCACUGUCAAUCCUCAUCCCUGUCUCCUUUCCCUCAACGUUUGAACUGACCUCGACCAACCACGGAGACAGACCAGAAAACCAGAGGCACGGUGAAUUCUCUACAUUUACCGGGCGAGCGAGCCCCAGUGACAGUCCGACCUCCCCGAGGUUAUGAAACUCCGCUGGGCCGGAGGCGUGCUGCUGUCGUUGGCGGCUGCCUACUACGUUUACUCCCCGUUACCGAGUACGGUGAACGAACCCUGGAAGCUCAUGCUACUGGACGCGCUGUUCCGGAGCUUCAUACAUGUGGGAGACGCGGCCCACGCUCUAGGCAUCUGUCACAGUGUCCAUGUGUUGAACUCUGUUGUGUCGCGGCUGGAGGUGAUUGAGGCGCGGUCCAGUCCGUCAGUUAGUGUCACUGACUCCGCCUUGGGGGGCGUGCCCGUGCGAGUGUUCCAGCCAGUCGGGGGAGGAGCCAAGCUCAGACGGGGGGUGCUCUAUUUCCAUGGCGGGGGGUGGGCCCUCUGCAGUGGACGGAUGAGAUCCUAUGACCUGCUGUGUCGGAAGAUGGCUGAAGAGCUUGACGCGGUCAUUGUGUCAGUUGAUUACCGCCUGGCCCCGGAAGCCGUGUUCCCGGAUCAGUUCCACGACGCUCUGACGGCGUCCCAAGCCUUCCUCUCCCCAGAGGUCCUGCAGAGCUACCGGAUCGACCCGGCCAGGGUGGGGGUGUCAGGAGACAGCGCUGGGGGGAACCUCGCUGCAGCCGUGGCUCAGCAGAUUUCCGCAGAUGACAGUAUGAGUGUGAAGUUCCGUGUCCAGGCAUUGAUCUACCCGGUCCUCCAGGCUCUAGACUUCAACACUCCGUCGUACCAACAGAACCACAACGUUCCCAUACUGCACCGCCACCUCAUGGCCAGGUUCUGGCUGCUUUACCUGGGGGCUGAUCCUUCUCUCCUUCCUCAUAUCCUCUCCUCCCCCUCAUCCCUCCUUCAUCCCUCCAUCCUUCCCGCCAUCCGUUCCCAUUUGAAUUGGACAGCCCUGAUCCCUACCAAACAUCAAAAGCAUUACCGGCCCAUUGCCACGGAGACUGGGUCACGGGAGGUCACACAGGAAGUGCCAGGGUUGGUGGAUGUCCGAGCGGCACCGUUGCUUGCAGAGCAGGGGGUCCUGGGUAGAACGCCACAGGCUUAUGUGAUGACGUGUGAAUUCGACGUUCUGAGGGACGACGGGUUGAUGUACGCCAGGAGACUGCAGGAUGCCGGCGUCAGAGUUACCAGCGAUCACUAUGACGACGGUUUCCAUGGCUGUAUGGCGUUUGCCUUCUGGCCGUUUCGGUUCUCCGUGGGCCAGAGGAGUUUGGGCAGCUACAUCCACUGGCUGGACCACAACCUGUAGAGUACCCAAGGACCCUCUAGACUCUGGCUAUGUGGAGAAAUAACACUAUGGAAAAACGUGAUCGGAAACAAACCUGUCUCACCUCCAGGUCCAAAAACAUCCAGACAGUUUGCAACGCCUCCCAUAACCCUUUUCUUCUGACCUUACAGAUCGUGUCGUUCAGCACAAAGGCGGUCAGUGAACUGACAACUAGUGACGGCCAAACAGGGCUUCAUUGGCGUUAUUUUAGCAGCAGGAUAUUAUGGUGGCAGCACUCAGAUUUUCUUUAUCACAAUUAAAGCCAUCCUUGAACGUUAUAAGGCAAUAUAGUUAUAACAGACAAGAACAGUAUUGGAAAGGACAUUAAACAUAAAAUGUACAGACUAGAUUUUUAACUAUAUUGCCUUAUAUAUUUCAACUAUGGCUUUUAUUUUGAAAAAGAAAAUCAGAGUAAGCGCUGCUAGCAUAAUAUCCUGCUGCUAGAAGAACGGUAAUGAAGCCUUGUAUGGCCAUCACUACUGACAACUGUGCAUGGAACAGAUUUUAAAGCUUUGUAAAGCUACAACUCCAAUAUGCCGAAAGACUGACCAACAAAGACAGCUGUAUGUACUUGUUGGGUUGUGCAAUAUGUUGUAUUUAUUUAUUUGACCAUUCCAAGCCAAGGGAAGCGGUCAGCAUAGAGCCAAUGACGGGUCUCAUUACAUGUUUUAACCUGCAUCCCAGAGGAUGAGGUUUUUAGCAAGCCAAUGGCAGCCAGAAUAACCACUAAAAGAGAAUCUGAUAUAUUUUCACACAGUCUGAAGAAGCUUCAGAGCUUCUAGCUUAUUAGGGAAAUCGUUCUAGAAAUUAAGUAUUUAUGUUCUGACAGACUAUCUUUACCAAAAGAAUCAUGGCAUUUUACAGGGCUAUUAAAGGAUAAUUUGAGCAACUGAAUAUGCUCAAAUGAAGCUAUAAUGUAAGAUUUCUUAUACAAUAAUCAUUUUAUUUAAUUUUUUUACAUUUCUGGAAAGUUGGGAAGGUACAUGUUCUUCAACCUCCAUGUCAGUUUGUAUUAUGUACUAUGUAUUAUGUACUUGGGAUGUUUUCAGUGUGUUUUAGCUUUCAAACAAUAACUCAGUAUAAAUUAUUAACUAUAAUAGCCUUUUUAUAUAUAUAUAUAUAUAUAUAUAAUUAAUGUGUGUUGUUUUAAAUGCCUCAAAAGGUUCAGAAAUCAUACUGAUGUCCUGUAAAGAUGUAAAGCCAUGUAAGACCGGUUAUUUCAGCAUUUCCAAACUGGCACAUUUUCUUUUAGAAAGAGCUACUCUCCUUCCUCACAGCGAAUGUACUUAAUUGUUCUUGGUUUGAAGUAUGUUGAUGUUAUUUCUUCUUGCUAGAUAUUUUGUUGACUACUGAGACAAUUGAAUGUACUUGAGGCAUGGCCCGAGUCAUGUGUUUAGAUUUGACAUGGCUCUGGGUCUGACUAAUGGCCUCUGGUGUAAUGGUACUUUUCAACACAAGAUGGCACUGUUGUGCUCUGCGCCAGACUCUGAAGGAUCAACGGACAGUAAACCACUUGGGACCCAAGGCCUCAGCUCAAGCUUCACAACUGUCAUAAUACCACUGAAGACAAUGUAAACUUAUGUACAGAGAAAUAUAUAUAAGGUGUUGGAUAUUCAGCCUGACUGGAUCUGCAGGCUCGUACUCUUCCAAGUUUUUUGUUUUGGCCCGUGUUGGUUGUGUGACUACCUAACCGGAGCAAAGCAUUGUUCUGGUGAAAAGUGUUCUUCCUGUUUAAAAGAAAUGUGUGUCUCUGUGGGCCGUUCUGAUUUUAGCAAUGCAAUUUAAACGUCCAGGGUGAACCUGAACCGAGA
Messenger RNA from Esox lucius (northern pike), 3358 nucleotides. RefSeq names its product neutral cholesterol ester hydrolase 1. The transcript has 6 exons. Lineage: Eukaryota; Metazoa; Chordata; Actinopteri; Esociformes; Esocidae. Gene Ontology annotation, cellular component: membrane. Gene Ontology annotation, molecular function: carboxylic ester hydrolase activity. The record is from RefSeq and is a predicted model, not a curated record. The coding region runs from base 306 to 1529 and encodes 407 amino acids.